This is a messenger RNA of Syngnathus typhle (broad-nosed pipefish), 510 nucleotides long. RefSeq names its product small integral membrane protein 28-like. Bases 1 to 510 code for a protein of 169 amino acids. Lineage: Eukaryota; Metazoa; Chordata; Actinopteri; Syngnathiformes; Syngnathidae. The record is from RefSeq and is a predicted model, not a curated record. The transcript has 2 exons.
AUGCGUGGCCUCCUGGAGAGCAGCUGGCGCCGCUUCGGCCCGGCGGGGCGCGGCUCCUACGACUGGGUGACCCCGGCGCCCUCUGCACGUGAGCAACAGGGCUUCAACUGGAAUGACUUGGGCGACGACAGAAAAUACGAGCUGCUUGUGUACGUGGUCCUGCCGGCGGUGGCGUUCCUGCUGCUGGUGCCGCUGGCGGUGUCCGUCUGCCGCCGCUGCCGGGCCUCGGCCUCCCAGCUGGGAUUGACCAAGGUGAUCGCGCUGGACCCGCAGGAUGCGGAAUUGCUGUCGUCGUUGAGCCGCGGCGCCGAGCGCCACGCCAGCACCAGCUCCACGGGCUCGGACGGGGUCUUCGUCAUGGUCUACCUGCCGCCGCCCUACGAGGAAACCCUCAGCAAGAUCACCCGGGCCGCCAGCCUCGGCAGCUCCAAGGACGCAGAGUCCAUCAAGAUCGAGGAUCUGGAGGCCAAGCUUUGCCCGGAGAUCAGGUCCAGCGGUCGCUACGUGUGA